UUCUCGUCAUCCAAACAAGUUUUUACAACCGAAAAAAAAAAGGGAGAGAGAGAGAGAGAGAGAGAGAGAAAAUGCAAAUUGGGCAGUGAAAAAUUCACACAAGGUGGCAUGCAGCCUUAUGUGCCAGCUGGCCAUCGUCGUCGUCGACAUGAAUCGGUGCGCUUCAUCGCCUCCCCCUCUCUGCGUCUUUACGCCGUGCCAGUUCUUCGGCAGCAGCACCACCGCCGUCAAGUUCUUCAGGUUCGAGUUCGAGUUCCAGAGGAAAGAGCGAUUCAGGCGGCGGCUUAAGUUCGUUGUCAGUGCAGAGCUUUCGAAGCCAUUCGCUCUCAGCUUCGGCUUGGACUCUCAGACCUUUCGGCCUCAUGAUCCUUCGCAAUUACCUAGAAUUGGUCCUAUUCCUGGAGAUAUUGCAGAAAUUGAGGCAUACUGUAGAAUCUUUAGAUGUGCUGAACGGCUUCAUAGUGCAUUGAUGGACACAUUAUGCAAUCCAGUAACGGGUGAAUGUAGUGUUUAUUAUGAUUACCCAUCAGAGGAAAAACCACUUUUGGAGGAUAAAAUUGUCUCUGUGAUUGGGUGUAUGGUAUCCCUGUUGAACAAAGGAAGGGAGGAUGUGCUUUCUGGUAGAUCGUCCAUUCGCCUCGCAGAUUUAAGUGUAAUGGAGGAUGAGCUUCCUCCACUCGCCAUUUUCAGGAGUGAGGUGAAAAGGUGUUGCGAGAGCUUGCAUGUUGCUCUUGAAAACUGGUUGGUUCCUGGGGAUGAUCGAAGCUUGGAUGUAUGGAGGAAACUUCAGAGACUGAAGAAUGUCUGUUAUGAUUCUGGUUUUCCCCGCAGGGAGGAUUAUCCUUGCCAUACACUUUUUGCGAAUUGGGCUCCUGUUUACUUAUCCUCUUCUAAAGAGGACAUUAGGUCCGUAGAUUCAGAGAUAGCUUUUUGGAGGGGUGGCCAGGUAACAGAAGAAGGUCUGAAGUGGUUACUAGAGAAAGGAUAUAAAACUAUUGUUGACCUUAGGGCAGAGACUGUAAAAGACAAAGCUUAUCAUUCAGCCAUAGAUGAUUCUAUUGCAUCCGGGAAAGUUGAAUUGGUCAAAAUUCCAGUUGAAGUUGGGACUGCACCUUCAAUGGAGCAGGUUGAGAAAUUUGCAUCUUUGGUUUCAGAUUGCAGCAAGAAGCCGAUCUAUCUUCAUAGUAAGGAAGGAGCGUUGAGAACUUCUGCCAUGGUUUCUAGAUGGAGGCAAUACUCGACGCGUUAUAAUGUGCAGUUUGUCUCCAAGCGGUCAAGAGCUAUCAACGAUGUGUUACUACGAAAUACAAAUGGGGCAGGCGAAGUGCUGGAGCCUUCCACUUCUAAGAAAAGGUCUAUCCCGGGAAAGAACAAGCCACUGCAAGGGGAACUGGACAAAACUUAUGGUUUAAAUGGCGUAUUUCAAAAGGAUGUGUCUCCAGAUAGGGAUGAAACAAAUCAGAGCUCAGAUGGGACAUAUAACAGCCUUAUGUCUGUCCAAGGCAUGACAUCAGUAGAACCAGAUGAAAAUGGGGAAGGAAAUAUGAUGAACUUUUGCAGGGAAGUUGAACCCCUGAAUGCCCAAGUUCCUCCUUGUAAUGUUUUCUCUAGAAAAGAAAUGUCCAGGUUUCUGGGGAGAAAAAGCAUCUCACCUCACUCCUAUUUUAAUCAUCAGUUAAAAAGGUUGGCUACAUUACCAAUUUCCAGAGGUAUCAAUAUUAAGACAAUGCAGAGAGGCGGUACCAAUUCGGCACCUCAGCUUGUGGUGGUACAAAAUUCAUAUGGGCCACCUUACAGAAAGGAUCUAUCUCCAGAAGUCCAGACCUCUACUUCUGGAAAUGGGAAGUAUUUGACUAGUGUUAGUUCUGGUUCUGUUCUUCCAGUUGUGAACGGAUUUGGUGAAGUGAAUGAAAUUGCAAGUAAUGUGUCUACUACUCCGAGUAGUAGUUAUGAUGAGAGUGUCUUACCUAAAGCAGUAAAUGAGGAUAGGAAGAGUAAUGGUGGAGCCACCUUAGCUUCAGGAGACGAUGACCUGGGGUCAAUUGAAGGAAAUAUGUGUGCUUCUGCAACUGGUGUUGUAAGGGUGCAGUCAAGAAAGAAAGCUGAGAUGUUUUUAGUUCGAACAGAUGGAUUCUCUUGUAGCCGAGAAAAGGUGACGGAAUCCUCCUUGGCCUUCACUCAUCCAAGUACCCAGCAGCAAAUGCUUAUGUGGAAAUCCUCACCAAAGACAGUAUUAGUGUUGAAGAAGCUAGGGCAAGAACUCAUGCAACAAGCUAAAGAGGUUGUCUCUUUCUUGUAUUACCAAGAGAAAAUGAAUGUUCUGGUGGAACCAGAUGUGCAUGAUGUGUUUGCUAGAAUCCCAGGGUUUGGAUUUGUUCAGACCUUCUAUAGUCAAGAUACCAGUGAUCUGCAUGAGAGGGUUGAUUUUGUGGCAUGCCUGGGAGGAGAUGGAGUUAUACUCCAUGCUUCAAAUCUGUUUAAAGGUGCUGUUCCCCCAAUUGUAUCAUUUAAUCUUGGAUCUCUUGGAUUUUUGACUUCCCAUACGUUUGAUGACUAUAUGCAGGACUUAAGGCAAGUGAUCCAUGGAAAUAACACAAGUGAUGGUGUUUAUAUAACUCUGAGAAUGCGGCUCAGGUGUGAGAUUUUUCGAAAGGGUAAAGCAAUGCCUGGGAAAGUAUUUGAUGUCUUGAAUGAAAUAGUUGUUGAUCGAGGUUCUAAUCCAUACCUUUCUAAGAUUGAAUGUUAUGAACAAGACCGGCUUAUAACCAAGGUCCAAGGUGAUGGGGUCAUUAUUGCUACACCUACAGGAAGUACUGCAUACUCUACAGCUGCAGGAGGUUCCAUGGUGCAUCCAAAUGUCCCGUGCAUGUUGUUUACCCCAAUCUGCCCACACUCCCUCUCAUUUAGACCAGUUAUACUUCCAGAUUCUGCAAAGCUUGAAUUGAAGAUUCCAAGCGAUGCUCGAAGCAAUGCCUGGGUUUCUUUUGACGGAAAGAGAAGGCAGCAACUCUCAAGAGGAGACUCUGUCCGAAUAUCUAUGAGCCAACACCCACUUCCAACUGUUAACAAACGUGACCAAACAGGUGAUUGGUUUCGAAGCUUGAUUCGUUGCCUAAACUGGAACGAAAGACUAGAUCAAAAGGCCCUUUAAGCCUCCGAAACGAAAAAAAAGGAAACCUACUCCACUCUUCAUUCUUGGUUAAUGAUUCUGUAUAUUAUUGUACAUAUUACAGAUUAGAGGAAAUAAAACUGAGAGUAAGUAUAUUCAUUAUCAGUAUAAAGCAAUAGAAAUUAUACUUACUCUUUCAUGGAUGUUA
Molecule: messenger RNA, 3317 nt
Organism: Malus domestica (apple)
Lineage: Eukaryota; Viridiplantae; Streptophyta; Magnoliopsida; Rosales; Rosaceae
Product: NAD kinase 2, chloroplastic
Biological process (GO): NAD+ metabolic process; NADP+ biosynthetic process
Molecular function (GO): NAD+ kinase activity
Source: RefSeq, a predicted model, not a curated record